CUCUCUAAUUACCACAUUCUCAACAUGGGUUUUGCUCGUGCAACGGGGCUGUUGAUAUUUUUGGUAACAGCUUCCAUGUUAGCCACAUGCAGCACGGCCAAUAGAGGUUGGCAUCGGGGCUUCAAUCAUAGUGGUAGCCGAGGUGUUAAGUCUAACCACACGGGCAAUUGGGGCUGGGGCUGGGGCUCGAACCACACUGCAAACUGGGGCUCGGGCUCGGGCUCGGGCUCGAACCACACUUCAGGUUGGGGCUGGGGCUGGGGCUGGGGCUGGGGCUGGAGCUGGGGUUGGGGCGCACGUCACCGGAAUGCCACAACCGACGGCGUGAGAAAGAUUGUUGUGGGUGGCUCCGAGCAUUGGCACUUCGGCUUCAAUUACUCUGACUGGGCCUUCAAAAACGCUCCGUUUUACCUCAAUGAUGUUCUAGUUUUUAAGUACGACGCACCAAAUGCGACGACGUUUCCUCACAGUGUGUACAUGCUGCCGGACCUGAAGAGUUACUUAGCGUGCGAUCUGAGCAAAGGGCGGAUGAUCGGAAACGUGUCGGACGGAGCCAGCGCCGACGGCUUCGAGUUCCCACUUAAGAAAUGGGGCCCCCACUACUUCGUUUGCGGUGAGCACGGCGGCAUCCAUUGCAAAGUUGGGAUGAUGAAGUUCUCACUCGUCCCCCUGCUUCGUGGGUUCUAACCA
Carica papaya (papaya) is the source of this 690-nucleotide messenger RNA. RefSeq lists its product as uncharacterized. The record is from RefSeq and is a predicted model, not a curated record. Lineage: Eukaryota; Viridiplantae; Streptophyta; Magnoliopsida; Brassicales; Caricaceae. Gene Ontology annotation, molecular function: electron transfer activity.